AUGUCGAGCCAAACCGUGUCGAUCAAGGAGAUUAGUCCCAGACCCAUCCGAACGCAGAGCUGCCAGGGUCUGAGCGGCGCGAACUCCUGUCUGCGAUUGCACUACGACAUGACUGCGAAUUUCGUCGCUUAG
Messenger RNA from Phytophthora nicotianae INRA-310, 132 nucleotides. RefSeq lists its product as hypothetical. The coding region runs from base 1 to 132 and encodes 43 amino acids. NCBI's taxonomy places the organism in Eukaryota, Oomycota, Peronosporomycetes, Peronosporales, Peronosporaceae. The transcript has 2 exons. The record is from RefSeq and is a predicted model, not a curated record.